Molecule: messenger RNA, 273 nt
Organism: Necator americanus (New World hookworm)
Lineage: Eukaryota; Metazoa; Nematoda; Chromadorea; Rhabditida; Ancylostomatidae
Exons: 1
Coding region: 1-273 (90 amino acids)
Source: RefSeq, a predicted model, not a curated record
AUGCAUCCAGAACGCUGCGAGGGAAACGCUCUCGGCUCUAUUGCCGUAGAAGAAGUUUGCCUUUGCAUCUGCGGAAACAAAACGUCCACGUACAAUUCUGUAUGUGCCGCGCGCAGCGCUGCCGACUUCAGCCAAGAAAAGCGUCUUAGGAGGAAGUUGCGUCGUCAACAGCAACAAGACCGUGAUAACGAGUGGACGUCAAAAGCGAAGAAGUUUGAAAAGGUGUGGAAGGAAAAGAACCCGCGGAAAACCCGCUUUACUAAAACAGUAUAG